Messenger RNA from Pterocles gutturalis (yellow-throated sandgrouse), 1675 nucleotides. It is a transcript of the gene MAN1C1, whose product is annotated as mannosidase, alpha, class 1C, member 1. Gene Ontology annotation, biological process: carbohydrate metabolic process; N-glycan processing. Lineage: Eukaryota; Metazoa; Chordata; Aves; Pterocliformes; Pteroclidae. Gene Ontology annotation, molecular function: mannosyl-oligosaccharide 1,2-alpha-mannosidase activity; calcium ion binding. Gene Ontology annotation, cellular component: extracellular exosome; endoplasmic reticulum; Golgi membrane. The transcript is spliced from 11 exons. The coding region runs from base 1 to 1350 and encodes 449 amino acids. The record is from RefSeq and is a predicted model, not a curated record.
AUGAUGAAAUUCGCUUGGGAUAACUACAAACAAUACGCACUUGGAAAAAAUGAACUGCGACCGCUGACUAAGAAUGGCCACAUCGGGAACAUGUUUGGAGGCCUUCGAGGAGCGACGGUGGUAGAUGCCUUGGAUACUCUGUACAUCAUGGAACUCGAGGAGGAAUUCCAAGAAGCAAAGAAGUGGGUGGAGAACAGCUUUGACUUGAAUGUGAACGGAGAAGCAUCCUUGUUUGAGGUGAACAUCCGCUACAUUGGAGGACUGUUGGCCACGUACUACUUAACCGGAGAAGAGGUGUUCAAGAGUAAAGCUCUGGAACUUGGAGAAAAACUUUUGCCAGCUUUUAACACCCCCACUGGUAUCCCACGUGGCGUCAUAAAUCUGGGCAGUGGCAUGAGUUGGAGCUGGGGUUGGGCAUCUGCUGGAAGCAGCAUCUUAGCAGAAUUUGGCACCUUGCACUUAGAAUUCCUGCACCUCUCGGAGCUCUCUGGCAACCCAGUGUUUGCAGAAAAGGUGAUGAACAUCCGCAAAGUCCUGAACAGAAUUGAGAAGCCACAGGGCCUUUAUCCCAACUUUCUCAGCCCGGUGACAGGGAACUGGGUGCAGCACCAUGUCUCCAUUGGGGGGCUUGGGGACAGCUUUUAUGAAUAUCUCAUCAAAUCUUGGCUGAUGUCAGACAAGAAAGACACCGAAGCUAAAAAGAUGUAUGACGAUGCACUAGAGGCAAUAGAAAAGCAUUUGGUCAAAAAGUCCGCUGGAGGAUUGACCUACAUUGCUGAAUGGAGGGGUGGCGUCUUGGAGCACAAAAUGGGCCACUUGGCCUGCUUCUCUGGGGGCAUGAUAGCGCUUGGAGCUGAACACGCUGGAGAAGAGAGGAAGCAACAUUACGUGGAUCUCGCUGCAGAAAUAACAAACACAUGUCACGAGUCUUACGCACGCUCAGAUACCAAACUCGGCCCUGAAGCCUUUCGCUUUGAUGCUGGAACUGAAGCCAUGGCAACCAGACUCAGCGAGCGCUACUACAUCCUACGCCCAGAAGUGGUGGAAAGCUACAUGUACAUGUGGCGGCUGACACACGAUCCCAAGUACAGGGAGUGGGGCUGGGAGGUUGUGAAGGCCCUGGAAAAACAUUGUAGAGUAGAAGCUGGUUUUUCUGGCAUCCGAGAUGUUUACAGCACACCUCCACUCCAUGACAACAUGCAACAGAGUUUUUUCCUCGCAGAGACUCUGAAGUACCUCUAUCUUCUGUUCUGUGAAGAUGACGUGCUGUCCCUGGACGACUGGGUGUUCAACACAGAGGCUCACCCCCUGCCAAUCAACCACACGAACUUUAAAACAAGUGUGCAGUAGUGAGGCCAUUGCCCAGCACCCUGCUUCUGCAGCCUCGACGGGUUACUGCAUUUCCUUUCCAUUAAAGGAAUUCACGUUGUUCCUAAAAUGGUAUUUUGGGGCACUAGUCCAAUUCCGGACAGUAUUAUUCUGGGAAGAUGAAACCACGACGUAAGCACCUUCUUUUCCUCUGUGAGGAGCUCUAUUAGCCUGAUAAUGAGAUGAUUAUUCUGGGCCAUAUUGUACACAGUUCAUAGACAUUCCUUUAUACAGAGAAUUUAUAUGAAAUCCACUGACUUUGCUUUAUAGUGGCCAAAGGACUGGAAGUUUGCCAUAAAAUAGACUU